This is a messenger RNA of Trichomycterus rosablanca, 2880 nucleotides long. RefSeq names its product prostaglandin reductase 1-like. The transcript has 9 exons. Lineage: Eukaryota; Metazoa; Chordata; Actinopteri; Siluriformes; Trichomycteridae. Gene Ontology annotation, molecular function: 15-oxoprostaglandin 13-reductase [NAD(P)+] activity; 2-alkenal reductase [NAD(P)H] activity. Gene Ontology annotation, biological process: prostaglandin metabolic process. The record is from RefSeq and is a predicted model, not a curated record. Bases 114 to 1103 code for a protein of 329 amino acids. Gene Ontology annotation, cellular component: cytoplasm.
GAGAAGCGGAACAGGUUCGUCAGAGAAGACGCAGCGCUCUGUGUGUGGGUUAAAGUUUCUUCAGCAGAUUCGCUUUGUACAGGCUAUUAUAACAGUUGCACCAAACAAAAAACAUGGUUCAAGCCAAGACGUGGAUCCUUAAGCAGCAUUUUGAGGGUUUUCCCAAAGACAGUGAUUUUGAGCUAAAGUUGGAGCAGCUCCCAGAACCCAAGGAUGGAGAAGUGCUUGUGGAAGCUGUGUUCCUAAGUGUGGAUCCCUACAUGCGACCUUAUAGUCGUGUGAGGAUGCAAGCAGGAGACGUGAUGAUCGGCACGCAGGUGGCAAAAGUGACUGAGAGUAAAAACCCAGCAUUUCCAGUGGGGUGUCAUGUGGUCGGACGAUGUGGAUGGAGGACUCACUCGAUAUCAGAUGGAACUGGUUUGGUUCGUGUCCUGAACGACUGGCCCCAAGAUGUUUCUCUUUCUCUAGCUCUUGGAGGCAUCGGAAUGCCUGGUUUGACGGCUAUGUAUGGUUUGGAAGAGGUGUUGGCUAUUAAGCCGGGUGAGACGGUACUGGUGAACGCAGCAGCCGGUGCUGUAGGAAGCAUCGUGGGUCAGAUUGCAAAAAUCAAAGGCUGUAAGGUGGUGGGUUCAGCAGGAAGCGAUGCUAAAGUGGCUUAUCUAAAAGAGCUGGGCUUUGACUAUGCCUUCAACUACAAGACUGUGUCCUCUCUGGAGGAAGCGCUGAAGCAGGCAUCACCCGAUGGCUAUGACUGCUACUUUGAGAAUGUUGGUGGGCAUUUCUCCACUGUUGCUCUUUCACAAAUGAAAGAUUUUGGGAGAAUUGCUGUUUGUGGAGGAAUUUCCCUGUACAAUGACAAAGAACCUCAAACAGGUCCUUACCCUCACCUGCAGAUGAUCUUUAAACAGCUGAAGAUGGAGGGCUUCCUGGUGUUGAGAUGGGAGCAUAAGAAUGAGGACUCUCUAAGAAGAAUGCUAACCUGGCUGCAGGAGGGAAAGCUGAAGUGUCAGGAGCAUGUGACUGCUGGCUUUGAGAACAUGCCUGCAGCCUUUAUGGGGAUGCUACAAGGAGAAAACACUGGAAAGGCCAUUGUUAAAGUCUGAGUCAUUUAACUGUGUCAAGUUGAUUAAAUAAGUAGUCUGGUACAUAAUUAAUAUAAUCUUGGGGUUUUCUUUCGGUCUCUUUCUUUUUGCAUAGUAAAUAUUUAAAGGUUUCUAGUGCAUUAGAAAAAUCAUCUGAAUACAAUAUACAAUGUGUCGUCAGGAUCUUAAAACAUUUUAAAUCCAUAAAAUUGUAUGAGAAUAAAUAUUAAUUAGGCAUGAAUACACUGACUACAUUUUCGGCAUUUAGCAGACGCCUUUAUCCAAAGCGUGGUACAGUACAGUUACAGUCUGAGCAAUUCAGGGUUAAGGGCCUUGCUCAAGGACCCAACAGCAGCAACCUGGUAGUGGUGGGGCUUGAACCAGUGACCUUCUGGUUACUAGUCCAGUACCUUAACCACUAGGCUACGGCUUGACUAGGCAUAACAAUAUGACCGGUAAAGUGAAUAACACUGAUUAUCUCCAUCACGGCACCUGUUAGUGGGUGGGAUAUAUUAGGCAGCAAGUGAACAUUUUAUCCUCAAAGUUGAUGUGUUAGAAGCAGGAAAAAUGUGCGAGUGUAAGGAUUUGAGCGAGUUUGACAAGGACCAAAUGGCUAGACGACUGGGUCAGAGCAUCUCCAAAACUGUAGCUCUUGUGGGGUGUUCCCGGUCUGCAGUGGUCAGUAUCUAUCAAAAGUGGUCCAAGGAAGGAACAGUGGUAAACCAGCGACGGUCAUGGGCGGCCAAGGCUCAUUGAUGCAUGUGAGGAGCGAAGGGUGGUCUGAUCCAACAGACGAGCUACUGUAGCUCAAACUGCUGAAGAAGUUAAUGCUGGUUCUGAUAGAAAGGUGUCAGAAUACACAGUGCAUCGCAGUUUGUUGCGUAUGGGGCUGCAUAGCCGCAGACCAGUUAGUUAGGAAAGUGGUCAUAAUGUUAUGCCUAAUCGGUGUAUAUGCAAUACUUAAUAAAGCUUUACCACAACCAUAAAUGGAAUCUUUUUUUAAUUGGCUUUCACAGUUCAAACGUUUUCAUUUUAAUUUAUAGUAGAAUCAGAACGUUUACUCGACCCUUGACUUUUUGCCCACUAUUACAUUGUUGAUUUGGGCACUCGGGUGGCACACUGGUAAAGUAUGCUAGCUCACAACAGCUAAUAUUCAAAAAUCUGGGGUUCGUAUCUCAGCUGUGCUAAUGACCGGUUGUGUUUCUGCGCCACUGCGAUUGUUUGAUAUAAUUUGGCAUUUUGCCCAGCCAAUCUAUAUUUUAUCACCCAUAAUAAAGAGGUGAAAACAUGUUUAUGAAAAUUAAAAACUGUUGCACUUCAGAUUGCUCUACGUCAAAAUCUCCUCCUACUAUUUUUUAUUUUUGUUGGGAUGUCCAAAAGCUCAUGGUCAAGUGUCAUAGUCUAGAUUUAUGGGUGGAGAUUAACUAAUCUGAAACUUUUUGUAAUUAGAAUGGAUGUAACUUGAAUACAAAGCGGGUAGUACUGUCACCUUACAGCAAGAAGGUCCUGGGUUCAGUCCCCAGGUGGGGCGGUCUGGGUCGUUUCUGUGUGGAGUUUGCAUGUUCUCCCCAUGUCUGUGUGGGUUUUCUUCUGGGAGCUCUGGUUUUCUCCCACAGUGCAAAGACAUGCAAGGGAGGUGAAUUGGAGAUACUAAAUUGUCCAUGACUGUGUUUAACACUAAGCUUUUGAACUGAUGAACCUUGUGUAACAAAUAACUACCGUGUCUGUCUUGAAUGUAACCAAAGUGUGUAAAACAUGACGUUAAAAUCCUAAUAAAUAAAUUUAAGUCAACUUCAAA